Molecule: messenger RNA, 1958 nt
Organism: Alligator mississippiensis (American alligator)
Lineage: Eukaryota; Metazoa; Chordata; Crocodylia; Alligatoridae
Product: transmembrane protein 87A
Exons: 21
Coding region: 19-1851 (610 amino acids)
Biological process (GO): retrograde transport, endosome to Golgi
Cellular component (GO): Golgi apparatus; membrane
Source: RefSeq, a predicted model, not a curated record
UGACGCGCCCGGAAGAGGAUGGCGGCGGCGGGGCCGUGCCGGGUGCUGCGGGUCGUGGCGUUGUUGCUGCCGCUGGCGCUGCCCGGGCCGGGCCGCGGGGCUGGGGCCGAGCCGGGCCGCUGGGACCUCGGCGCCACCCUCAACCUCACGGAGCGGCUGUUCAUCUUCCCCAAGACCAUGUUCGACCAGUCCGUCAUCAAGGUGGUGCUGUCCUGCCCCCACGGCCUCAGCCUGAACGUCACCUGGUACCUGCGCAGCUCCCGCUGUCACGACGAGGUCGCCCUCAAUGAGAACAAAGCAGGCUUCUACCUGGCCAACCCCGACCGCGAGCUGGUGCCAGGGGGGGCCGGGCAGUACGUGCUCCAUCACUUCCCCCUCCUCAACUGCAGCCACAUGUCCAGCCACGAGCUGAGCACGGAGCGACUGCCCUCCCCCACCCGGCUGAAGCCCUACAGUGACCCCAAGAGGGUUCAGCUGAAGGAAAGCACCAGCAGCGGGAAGAAGCAGCCCGUGGGCAUUCAGCGGAGGGAAGCCCUGGCCCCCCAGGGUGAGAAGUCCCCCAAGGACAAGGUCGAAGGGCAGAAGCUGGUGCCCACUCGAGCAACUGAGCCCCCCGCCAUGAUAGGGAAGCGAAACCAGAGCCGUGGGGAGGCCAAGGUGGCGCUGUCUGGAGCCCAGGAGAAAUCCAAGGUGGACACCACAGCAAGGACGUGGGACGACGGGCCCUACGUGCUGAUCCUGAAACUGAAGGGGAAGAGCGAGGAGCCACCCCCCCCUGCCGGCUGGGAGAUCUCCAUCCAAGUCCAGAUGAAGCAUCCCGUGUACCAGUACAUCUCUGCCUCCGAGUGGCCUCUCAUGGUGUUCUACAUGGUGAUGUGCAUCGUGUACGUGUUCUACGGGCUGCUCUGGCUGCUGCUCCUGGCCUGCUACUGGCGCGACAUCCUGCGCAUCCAGUUCUGGAUCGGCAGCGUGGUGCUGCUGGGCAUGCUGGAGAAGGCCGUCUUCUACGCCGAGUUCCAGAGCCUGCAGAGCCAGGGCGUCUCCGUGCAAGGGGCCGUGAUCUUCGCGGAGGUGCUGUGCGCUGUGAAGCGCAUGCUGGCCCGGGUGCUCGUCAUCAUCGCCAGCUUGGGCUACGGCAUCGUCAAGCCGCGGCUGGGUGCCCUGCUGAACCGUGUGGUGGGUGUGGGGCUCACCUACCUGCUCUUCUCCGUCAUCGAGGGGGUCCUGAGGGUCAAGUCGGAGCAGAGCAGCAUGGCCGUCCUGGCCUGCGCCAUCGUCCUGGCCUUUGUGGACUCCUGCAUCGUCUGGUGGGUGCUGCUGAGCCUGGUGAAGACCAUGAAGCUGCUGAAGCUGCGGCGCAACGUGGUGAAGCUCUCGCUCUACCGGCACUUCACCAACACCCUCGUCUUCGCCGUGCUCGCCUCCAUCGUCUUCAUCAUCUGGACGACCAAGACCUUCCGGCUCACCAAGUGCCAGUCGGACUGGCGGGAGCUGUGGAUCGACGACGCUUUCUGGCGCUUCCUCUUCUCCAUCAUCCUGCUCGUGAUCAUGUUCCUCUGGCGGCCCUCGACCAACAACCAAAGAUACGCCUUCGUGCCACUGGUGGAUGAGGGCAGUGAGGAAGAGGAGGAGGAAGAGGAGCACAUGGUGAACGAGGCCUUCGAAGGCAUGAAGAUGCGGGGAGCGAAAAACGAAGCCAACGGAAACCUCAAAGGCAGCAGAGUGGACGAAGACCUGAAGUGGGUGGAGGAGAACAUCCCGUCCUCCAUGGCCGACGUUGUCCUGCCCCCAUUGUUGGACUCAGACGAGGAAAUCGUGACCACAAAAUUCGAGAUGUCCAAGAUGGAGUGACGUGGGGCAGGGCCCCGGCUCUGGCAGGAAGCUUGACGGAUGGAUGUUUCGGGGGUUUUUGUUUCGUUUUGUUUUUUUAAUAUAUAUAUUUGUAUAUGGGUCUCACA